UCCGGAUAUGCCAGUCCUGUAGUGUCGCCAAACAAAAGAAUCUAUGGUGAUAGAUUUAUACCAUCUAGAGCAAGUCCUUGCUGGAAUAUCAACUUCGAUAUACAACAGACUCCUAGUUCUACACUGAAAGCCAAAGAUGCAAACAAUGAAACAUGCAAAGACGGGUUGGCUUAUGCCUGUCUACUUAAAAAUGAAUUGCUUUCUGCUGGAAUUGAAGACUUGAAGGAUAUACAGCAUGAAGACAAGAAAGUUCUGGCUCUGAAAGAAACCAAAAACUUAUUUAAAUUCCACACACCAAGAAGAUGUUCAGAUGGCUGUGAUACAUCUCCCUACUCAUUGUCUCCUGUUGGCAGCAAGAGUCAGAAGCUGCUGAGGUCACCCAGAAAGGCUGUUAGAAAAAUAUCCAAGUUACCAUUUAAAGUGUUAGACGCACCGGAGCUUCAAGAUGACUUUUAUCUGAACUUAGUAGACUGGUCGUCGCAGAAUGUUUUGAGCGUUGGAUUAGGGACAUCUGUAUAUUUGUGGAGUGCUUGUACCAGCCAGGUGACGCGCUUGUGUGAUCUGUCAACAGACAAUGACACUGUGACAUCUGUGUCGUGGUCUGAAAGGGGCAAUCAGGUUGCGGUCGGCACAAAUAAAGGCUAUGUACAAAUCUGGGAUGUUUCAGUUAGCAAGAAGCUACACACGCUCACAGGGCAUGGAGCUAGAGUGGGGGCUUUAGCUUGGAAUGGGGACAUGCUGUCGUCUGGCAGCAGAGACCGGCUGAUAUUACAGAGGGAUGUGAGAACUCCAAACUCCACUCCAGAGCGCAAGCUUGUGGGACAUAAACAGGAGGUUUGUGGUUUAAAGUGGUCUCCCGACCACCAACACUUGGCUUCGGGAGGCAACGACAACCGUUUGUUUGUUUGGAAUGCAACGAGCACCUCUCCGGUUCAGACGCACAUGGAGCAUCUGGCGGCAGUGAAAGCCAUCGCCUGGUCCCCACACCAGCAUGGACUCCUGGCCAGCGGUGGCGGGACGGCUGACCGCUGCAUCAGAUUCUGGAACACGUUGACCAACCAGCCUUUGCAUUGUGUGGACACAGGCUCUCAGGUCUGCAACUUGGCCUGGUCGAAGCAUUCUAAUGAAUUGGUUAGCACACAUGGAUACUCACAGAACCAGAUUUUGGUAUGGAAGUAUCCGUCACUUGUACAGAUUGCCAAAUUGACUGGACAUUCUUUUAGGGUGCUUUACCUGGCGAUGUCACCAGAUGGGGAAGCAAUAGUAACCGGGGCAGGGGAUGAGACUUUGAGGUUCUGGAAUGUCUUUAGUAAAACAAGGUCAACCAAAGAGUCCAAGUCUGUGUUGAAUCUCUUCACCCGCAUCAGGUAG
Candidula unifasciata is the source of this 1371-nucleotide messenger RNA. The record is from the annotation of a GenBank genome assembly. NCBI's taxonomy places the organism in Eukaryota, Metazoa, Mollusca, Gastropoda, Stylommatophora, Geomitridae.